Messenger RNA from Protomyces lactucae-debilis, 3120 nucleotides. RefSeq lists its product as uncharacterized. Gene Ontology annotation, molecular function: protein binding. The record is from RefSeq and is a predicted model, not a curated record. The coding region runs from base 147 to 3059 and encodes 970 amino acids. The transcript has a single exon. Lineage: Eukaryota; Fungi; Ascomycota; Taphrinomycetes; Taphrinales; Protomycetaceae.
CUUGCAUAUAGCAACGCAACAGUGCCUGGAGCUCAUCGACUUGUAUUUUAUCCAUCGGCUCUACUGCCACUUAAUACUUUAGACCAAGGCGACCAGCUUGCGGCAAAUCUCGGCCACUGCCCAGCAAAGGGCUACGAGGCUCGCGCAUGGAGGCAGAGCAACUCAAGGCUCUUGGUGAUCAGCAUUACAAGGCAGACAACUUCAAUGAGGCCAUCAUAGCAUACGAAAAGGCGUCGCUGCUUGCAUCGGAGGCCCAGGCUCCGACCUAUCUGUCAGAUCUAUCUGCAGCCUACUACGAGCUCGGCGACUAUGAACACGCCCUCGAAGCCAUCGACCGCGCCUUUGAGCAGCUGCAUGUCAUUACACCGACAGAAUCGAGCGUUUCGGCUCUUGAUCUGAAGCUUCGACUGCGAGAAUGUCGUUGUCUCCUCCAAAUGCAAGAGUUUGACCAGCUUCUGGACGCGAUACAAGAAGUGGCGCAGACUGUAUACGACGAGCAUGUCGAAUUUGGUGUCAUUGAAGACGCAGCUUUACAUUCUCUUGAUCAACUCUCCGUCUGGGGCUCAUCUAAAGCCAAUAAGUUUGUUACAAGUCUACCUCGCAAGCGUCCGCAAGCCAAAGCCAAGCGGAAAUGUCGCCAAGCUAUGUCCUAUGACAAGGUUGGAGCCACAAGCUUCCUCUCAACGCCAGGCACGGACGAGAUCAUCGACCCAAAUUGCCACCUGCGCAUAGAUGAGCUCAAGUGGAGCCAUCUCAGCUUCUUUGGUGGCAACGUGGACAUGCGACAUGUAAUCGCCACAAUGAUUGAUGUCUACGAUCAAAAUCCAAAGGCUGGAUUCAGUCUCAAAAUGCUACUAAUGGACGAGGACCCCUGUGUCGUUGCCCGGAGUACCAUUCUCUUUUUCCUCAUUGACGAGCUCAGCCGGCAUGAUCUCGACAACCCGACAACGAGCUCGGUAGAGCUGAUGACCUUGAUGCACUAUACUUAUGUCGGCGCUAUGAUGCCUCUUUGGGUACAUGAAAGGCUGCUUUCUACGAUCCGCGUCAUUAGCACAAAGCUCUGUUCAGGCCAAGGCAUUCCUGCAUGGCUUGAUUUUUCGCUAGAAACGAUUGAUCAAAUCAUGCCAGUCUUCAAGUACUGGACUGGUGCUGCAGUGGAUCAAGUCAGUAUUGAGCAAUGCAUGUCAAUGCAAAAGUCCGCUGCAGGACCGAUGGACGAACAUCCGCAGUCGGCAGCUGGAAAGCAGCAGGCAGCCGAUUUGCGCAUCUCUGCCCGGAAUGACUUGCAGAUGGUGAUAGGGAACUUUUCAGCAGAUCAACUUGACCACAUUUUACACAAAUCUUGUCCAAACUUGGCUAAAAUGACUCUCAAGGGGAAGCGCGAAACGGCUCUCAAGCUGUUUGCAAAUGAUGAAGCACUCGAUGCCUUGAAUCGCAAGCGCUGGGUGCCGGAUGGUCUGCUCAUUGAACACUCAACAUUCUACCAAGGAGGUCUGAAGAUGCUCUACAUGCCUGCUCAGGUGCACCACAGAGAGCCAAAAUUGGCAGAGCACGUUAAACAGCUCUGGAAUGGCUGGGCCAAUUUCAGUAGCGGUGGCAAGCGCAUUUCCAAGAACGAGCCUCAGCUUGCUCCGCUCGAGGCCGCUAUCGAGUACAUCAAGCGGCAUUGGAAAACCAAUGUCACGCUUUUGCCACUAGCAUCGGAUGAAGCGGACCUUUCAUUUGAUCCCUUUGCAAUCAUGCACUUUGCUACGUCGCGCGAGCCGCCACUUGCAAAGCCAUUGUGGUUGUAUGAUUACACCUCACACUGGUUCACUCGAGCGGCCAAGUCAGUAAAGAAACAUGGCUUCGUUCUCUACCUUGAAUGGCGCAUAGGCGAUUCUCAUAUUGCACUUGAGCAGAUCUUGAGGUCUGAAGAAGGCCGGUUUGACUUGUUUGACCGCAUUUACUUGUGCGAAGAAGCCGAUCAGCACGGAGGUUUAUUGGCACAAGUCUUUGACUCUUUCCCAAAUCUAAAUAUUGGGAACCACGCCUUUUUGGCCUGUCGACUGCCUGAGACUAAGGCAAGUGAGUACGAGCGCAUACUGCUGGAUGGUACUGCCUUGCCAGAUCUUGCUACGCUUCAAGAACACCUUGGAAUCACUAUGCAUGGAUCGACACCACUAGCGAGCCGCUUUUGUAAUGAAUACGCCCGAUGGCGACCACUCGCGGGUCUCAACACAGCGAACCGUCUCGGCGAUCGGAGCGGACUGAAACGUGAAGCACUGACAGAUUGGCUCUAUCAAGUUUUUCUUACACUCGCACUACCAAGAAAACGUCCAGCCAAGUCAAAGGCGCCCUUACCCACCGAGCCACUGAAUUUGCAUGCAUUCUUCCGGCUCUUACUCUAUCUUCAAUCUGUCGGCAUCCCCGGGCAUUGGCUAGGUCAGGUAAUUGAUAACUUGAUCCAGCAUCGCGUUGUGACACGAGCGCGUCCUCUGCCUGCCUGGCAAGAAACAUCCUCCGCAAGCGCCACACCCGCAGUGCAAGGAGCAACACCGUCUGGCUGCGUGUCAUCCACGACAGCUGCUAAGCCCUUUUGUGUCAUGCCUUUUGCGCUGGAGAUGGAGGCAGCCUUAUGCAUUUGGUUCCCGCUGUUGACUUUCGGUGUCACUUGCGUUGAUUUCCCAGACGCAAAUGGCAUCAGGCUCUAUACGGUUAAAUUUGGACCACCUCCCCAGACAACUGCGAAUAGUGCCUCUGAUGCCGACGAUCAGGCACCUUUGUCUCUUUGGUUCUCGCAAACCAACAAGCGAUCGCUUGGUAUCGAUCUAUCUCGGGAUCUCGUCGGCUCUCAUGCUGCUGCGCCAGGCAUCCGACUGGUGUCAUCCUUCAACUGGGACCCUAUCGAGCGGCAGGCAAGCUUCCUUUGCUGGGGACUGUCUAUGGACUACCUCGUAACCCACGGCUGGUACCUCAGGCUUGUCAAGACAGGUCUCUGGGAGACUGCAAGUGCUGUGGUCAGUGUCAAGAUGUGCAAAGCCGGUAUUGCGCUGAGUGAGUAUCAAGAGCCGCUUUGAUGGUAUUUGUUACUUUAUAAUUUACAUAUGUGAUGUAUAUGGGGAAUGUAGAGGGUGAUUA